CCGACUGAUCAAACCAAUAGAGUGCCAGAAGUGUGCAGCAGAACUCGGUAGUGCUCCAAUCGGGUAGCGUGUGGGCGGGCAAUGUGAGUAAACACAAGGGGGACUGACAAAGCGGCGGAGGCUCUAUGCUUCUGGGCGGAGAGCGAGUGAGAGCGGAGAUUGUCAGAGGAGGCUACCGUUGAGCCUUGGGGGGGUGGGGGAGGACGAGACACAUUCACACUGUCAACCCGGGGACGAGGCCGGGCCUGCGCCUGCAGUACGCAACACAACCCAGGAAAUCAUGGAGCUCGAGAAUAUCGUGGCCAACACCGUGCUGCUCAAGGCGAGAGAAGGAGGUGGAGGGAAGAGAAAAGGCAAGAGUAAAAAAUGGAAACAGAUGCUGCAGUUUCCCCAUAUCAGUCUGUGUGAGGAGCUACGACAGACCAUAGAGAAAGACUACCACAACCUCUGUGAGAAGCAGCCCAUCGGACGCCUGCUGUUCCGGCAGUUCUGCGACACCAGGCCUGAGCUCGCACGCUGUGUCAGAUUCCUGGACGCUGUGGCCGAAUAUGAGGUCGCACCAGAUGAGAAGAGAAAAGAGUGUGGGCAGCAGCUAAUAGACAAGCACCUGAACCCCAUGUCGGAGGAGCAGGUCCCUGAGAUCCCAGAGGAGCUGGCGUGCAGCUGUGCUGAGAGGCUGGAGCAGGAGGCCUGCAAGGAGCUCUUCAAGGAGUGCAACAAAUUGAUCCAUGGCUAUCUCAGCGUGGCUCCCUUUGCGGAUUACCUUGACAGCAUGCACUUCAACAGGUUUCUGCAGUGGAAGUGGCUCGAGAGGCAGCCUGUGACAAAGUACACUUUCCGGCAGUACCGAGUGUUGGGGAAGGGAGGCUUCGGAGAGGUUUGUGCAUGUCAGGUGCGAGCGACAGGGAAGAUGUAUGCCUGCAAGAAGCUGGAAAAGAAGAGAAUCAAAAAGAGGAAGGGAGAGUCCAUGGCUCUCAACGAGAAACAGAUCUUGGAAAAAGUGAACAGUAGGUUUGUAGUGAGUUUGGCCUAUGCCUAUGAGACUAAAGACGCCCUGUGCCUUGUCCUUACACUCAUGAAUGGGGGAGAUUUGAAGUUCCAUAUCUACCACAUGGGACAGGCAGGCUUUGAUGAGAAGAGAGCUGUGUUCUAUGCAGCAGAGCUGUGCUGUGGGCUGGAGGAUCUGCACCGGGAGAAGAUUGUGUACAGAGAUCUGAAGCCAGAAAAUAUUCUAUUAGAUGACCACGGGCAUAUCCGCAUCUCUGAUUUGGGGCUGGCUGUUCACGUGCCAGAGGGGCAAACGAUCAAAGGCAGAGUUGGGACAGUGGGAUACAUGGCCCCGGAGGUGGUGAAAAACGAACGCUACACCUUCAGCCCUGACUGGUGGGCUCUGGGCUGCUUGAUCUACGAGAUGAUCGAGGGCCAGUCCCCCUUCCAGCAGCGCAAGAAGAAGAUCAAUCGCGAGGAGGUGGAGCGGCUGGUGAAGGAGGUCCAGGAGGAGUACUCCAGCAAGUUCUCGGAGGAAGCCAAGUCUCUCUGCAGGAUGCUGCUGGAGAAGGACCCGAUCCAGAGGCUUGGCUGCCGGGGUGGCAGUGCUGCAGAAGUGAAGGUGCACCCGCUCUUCAAGUCCAUCAAUUUCAAGAGGCUGGAGGCAGGCAUGCUGGAGCCCCCGUUCAUUCCCGACCCCCAGGCUAUCUACUGUAAGGACGUGUUGGACAUUGAGCAGUUCUCCACUGUGAAGGGGGUGGAGCUUGAGCCCACGGACAACGACUUCUACAGCAAGGUCUCUACCGGCAGCAUCCCCAUCCCCUGGCAGAACGAGAUGAUUGAUAUGGAGUGCUAUAAAGAGCUCAACGUGUUCCAUGCAGAUGGGGCAGUGCCACCAGAUCUGGACUGGAGGGGCCAGCCCUCCCCAGAGCCCAAACAGGGGCUGCUGCAGCGACUCUUUGGGAGGCAGGACUGCUGUGGAAACUGCAGCGACAGUGAGGAGGAACCCACCAGGCUGUGACGAAGACCCAAGCGGGCCUGUCCCGCGCUGCCCAGCCCCCCACCCCACGAAAAAAGCAUUCCCCCCCCCCUCGGUGGAGAGGUAUCCGCACCGCAAAAGGAUUCAAUUUGUUUACAAUUUUUGCACAUUUGUAUUUAAGACAAUUCUAUAUAUAUAUAAAUAUGGGAAUGUAUAUUUUCAGUAUAUAGCCAUACAGUAAAUGUUAUUUAAGGAAAAUAAUAGUGAGGUAUGGCAACAAAAGGGAGUUCAGCCCUGAUGAGUUUCAAACUGCGCUCCAUGUCAUCCAGUUUACAGCACUGAAAGUGUGAGGAGACUUGCAGGACUGUGGUAUCCUGAAGGGUUCAGUACAGUGUUUAUACUGAACGGUACCGCAGUACACUGUUGUGGACACACCAAUACAGUGGAUUGAUCCCAAAACCAUUGCCUUCAGUGAUAGCUGCAAGACGCAUAUCCUACUAAUGAACUGGAAGUCCAUGGAAGAGAGAUUCCACUUGUCAUAUACUGUCUGGCAAUCUGCAUGCGAUAGCUGCUGGGGACAGCACUGGAGAGACUUCAGGUCCCCUGUAGAGACAGUUAUGAUGAUGGUGGUUUGUCAGUAACCGGUGUGUCCACAUAUCCUUCAAAUGGAAAAGGACAGCUAGAGCUAAAGCAUAGUCCAGGGGGUGUUACAUCAACUCAUUUAACAAAAAAAACAACAAGGUGUUUUAAAGAAUUAAUUGAAAAACAUUUUGAUAGAUGGCAUAUAACUCUUACUAAAAUGCAUUACCACCAGGCGUGUUAAGAAGAAAGCUAUUGUACAUAAUUGAACCAACCCUCCUGAAUGAAUCAUUAACUGUCCACUCGUGUUGGAUGUUGAUAUUGUGCUCGUAAUUAUGAGAGCUGUUUACUGUAAGCAUUACGCUUCUCUUGCAUGCAAUAGCGAAACACCGCAGUUCUUUUCAAAGGGUAUGGACUUACCAGGGUUGGACAAGAGAUCAAAAAGAGAGGUCCUUUUAAAAACAGACAAGUCUUUUAAUUGUACAGGCGAGAUGAAAAAAAAAAUAUAUAUAUAUAUAUAAAAAAACAAUCCUGUAAAAGUUCAGUGUAGAUGUAAUAGAAUCUACCACUGCAUUCUGCUGUAUUUACGAAUCUUGUGGGUGUUUUUUUUUAUUUUAAUUUUAGUUUUUUUUUUAAUAGGCUAUGUCAUUCAGCUGGGUCUCAGUUUAUGAAUGUGCAAACUGUUUGCACACAGAAGUAAUAUUCGUGUCGUGUAAAAUCUGUACAACAGAAACAGUUUUCUUAUUCUUGUUGGAAAUUGGGCCAGCGUUUUUUGUUUCUUGCAGGAUCCAUAUACUAAACCUAAACGGGUUAUCAUGAUAUUUUGUGCUAUCUCAUUCCAAAGAUUUGGAACUCACUGUUGUUGUUUCAUUACUGUGGCUUCUUUUAUUUUUCACCUUCAGAACUCCCAGAGCCCCAAGCCUCAGAAUUCCGCAUGUAGUUUGCAUUAAGACUCUAAGGGCCACGUUUCCAAAGCGUUUCCUCCUUUCUUCAAUUCACACCUAUUUUCUUGAAAGGAGGAAAAAAAAAAACAUGUUAAUGUUGCAAAAUGAAAAACAAAACCCAUUGAGAGUGCUUGAAAUACAUAACUUAGUUUGGUUCUAGUUUUGUACUGUCAAAGUAGCAGGUGUUUUACCUCUUAAAGCAGGAGUUAAUUAAAGACUCUGCAAUACUGUCUAUACAUCAUGAUCGAGGUAUCUGGAAUGGUUCAAACGGGAGUCUUAAUCCACUCACCUGUCUGGGAGCGCCCAUGCAGUCUGGGAGGCUGACAAUUAAGAUUUGUGAUGUUAAUGCCUCUCCAAUUGAUUUUAUUUAAUUCAGGGACAUUUUCAACAAUGGAUUACCUGUCAAGAAGCAUGUUUUCUCAUGAUUAACAGCAUCUAUUAUUUGUUCUUUAGUGCCUUGAAACGUAACUACCUGAACCCACCAGUAGUGGGCAUCGGUCUGAAAACAUUGACACGAGUUCUGCCAAACAGAAGACUUUUCUCUGUGUUGGGGUAUCUUGUGAAGCCUUAUUGAUCUGGCUCAUUCAUAUUUUGACCUUUUUUUUUCUUUUUUUUGUUAAUGUACCUGUACUACCUUUUUAAUAAAGGUACUUCAAAUUGAGCUGUUAUAAAAACAAAUUAUUUGAAACUUUUUUUUUCCCAAUUGAGUUAGAGUAAAUUAGUUGUAUAUUGCAUGCUUCUAACUUGACCAAGGGUUUAAAAAAAAAAAAAACUUGCUUAAAAUAUGAAGCCUCCCAUUUCUUGCGUACUAGAUUCACUGUUGCAUGCACACCCUUAAAUUAAGCAUUCAUGUGCAGUAUACUGUGUGCCCCUUAAUAACUGAACGAUUCACAACAUUAGAUGUUACAGCCCUUAAUCUUCCCUAUCGUGUGAUUAAAUUAACCAAACCAGUGCUACUGCUCUUUAAAAUCUAGUGGUGUGUUAUGAGCAGUUUACUUGUGAUGGUGGUGGUCUCUUUUCAAGGUGCCUUUUUAACUGUAUGCCCGUAUGCUUUAAGGUACUGUGUAAGGUAAAGUGCAUAAGAAAGGGACUUGACUGCUGAAGAAAAGCUAUUUUAUGAAGAAAGUCUACAUCCUGCUGCAUACAAGUCAGCUCUGUCUGCCGUGGUUUCAUUUGUGUCCUUCUCUGUAAAAGAAUGGAGUAUUGGGGUGAUCCUACUUGGAGACAGAAUAAUAAGAGACUUGCUUUCAGAUCCAUAGGAAGAGUUCUCCUGAACAGUAGGAUAAGAUCCCAGCUCCCUCAUCUUCAUUAUUUGUCUAUCUUAAAAAUACAUUCCAGUCUUCUAAAGUACUGUACAGUGUAAAAUUGUGACUUAUUUGUGUUUUGUUUAUUUAGCAAUAACCUGGACACCACCACACUGUAAACUAGAGCAAGACUGAGUUUGAAUUUCCAUGUUGAAACGCUUUCUGAGCCAGGGUUCGACACACUGUGAACAGGAGGGAGAAGUUAAUAAUUCAGUCACAGUUAUGUCAUUUCGCUUGCAUUGCACUGAUGUGAAUAUGUAUAUUUUUGUAACCGUAUCUACAUUUUAAUGAUAUAAAAAACACUUAAACAAACAGCUGUUUAUUGAACUGAGGAAGAGGACCUCUUUUUAGCACAGACGCAAAAACGGGUUGAGAUGGGGCUUGCAGUGUUGUUCUGAGUUUGCCUCCACCGGUGAUGCUAGAUCAUUGUUGUGUGUCUGUGCAGAUUGAAAAGAGGAUGAUUAGCUUCCUGACCAGUCAGACAGACGAUUCCCACACUUUCAGUGUUUUCUUUUCCCAUAUGUUCAAUUUAGAAUGGUUUGGUGGAGGCAUCUGUUUGGAGUACAACGGCACUUCUCACCUCGCUGUUAUAAAACCCACAAGACUGGUGCAGUACUGCUAAAGAAGUCAAGUGGCUAACUCCAUAUACUGCCAAGGGGUUGUGUGUUCUCUCCCCAGUAGAAUACCUAGGAGUCUGAACAGCUACCUCAGAGUUUCUAUCAGCUCGUACUGCUGGGGGUGCCCUUUCAUUCAGGUUUUACUUGCUGGCUUCAAUCUAGGUUUGCAUCUUGGGGGGGUGGGAACCUAUUCCACAUCUUUCAAAUUCAGUACCAUACCUCAUCUAAAUCUCUUUUUUUUUUUUCCUGCCCUCCCAUAUUGAAAACCAGAGCAGUGGUUUGAGCUCUAAAAGGUGCUUCCUCGGUUUCAGUUGUACAAUGUGAAUGUGUGUGUCCGAUUCUACAGAUUUUUGCUGUGCUUUCUUUUUUAAAGUCCCGUGCAGACUGUGCUAGAGCAUACAGCCCCCUGCUGCUUCAGGUUCUCUCCCUGCUUGCCAGUCCUGCUAGAUUAAUUGAGUAAAAAAAGAAGUGUGAAGCAACGUGUAAAAAAAGGGAGGAAAAUCAGCUGAAAAAAAAUAACGCCACUCCUUAAAGCAGCAUGCAGCCGCACAAACGUUACUAUCAGCAAAUUCAUCUUACUGCUACCUCCUGAUUUUUUAUUUAUUUUUUAAAACAUUUUUUUAAUGCUUUUCUUCCAGUCGUGCAGAGCGGGUGUCUCCAUAGACGUAGGAAGUUGUCAUUUUAAGAUUGCAUGGAAUGAGACUUCAGUGUCAGAUUACUAACAAACUCAUGAUUCUUCGAAGUGUUCCAACUCGUGUGUAUUGGGACAGGUUCAACACCCCAAACCUGCUAGGCUUGCCAGGGGUCUGAUAUCAAUGGUGUAUCAGUGUAACACACAGUUUUCAUGGCAUGCCCCACCUGUGAAAAUGCAUUGAUGUACUACCAUAUCAGGGCUUGGUAGACAAAAACUGGCCCUGUUGUUGCCAACGGGUGUGUUUACAAAAUUGGAGAACCCUUGAAGAGUCCCACGAUGCGUUACAAAUUUGUUUAAGAAAAUUUCUGAUUUUGUAAAGAAAAACAAAGCAAAGUGUGAUGCACCCUUACCUAGCUGCACAGCCAUGUGUUUCAGUGCCAGUGUAUUCCAGUCCUCUCAGUGUAGCUGCCAAAGACCCAACAGUGGAACUGGAAUCUCUGUGCCAUAGUGGGUAACAGCAGGGCAAAACCUUUUGAGUGUCGAUACAAAAACAGCUUCUCUGGUUAUCUGUAGUUAGGUAUGUGUUUAAAUAAUGUUAUAUUAGUAAUGAUGUCUAAAUAUGUUGUUCGUAACUUAUGUAUGACUGAAUCUUCUAUUGUUGGCCUCCUUGUUUUGCUUAUCAUUAAAAUGUUCCACUAUCCUGAGAAUACCUGGGCUGUAAGCGGCAACAUGCUGUGCAAAUGAGGAAGAGCUGCUAGUCUUAGUAGGGUGGGGGGAGUUGGACUGUGUUCAAAGGAGGUGUGUAGAGGUUCUAGUGUUUUAUAUAGGGGUGCCAUACUGUAGCUGACAGGGUUUUUUUCAAAUGCAUUUCUUGUGUAUGCAACCACUGGAGUGGCCUCGCUCUCAUGCUGUUGUGACGUGAGAGACGAGUGUCUGAGGGAAUUCUAUGUGCCUGUCAUUACUGUAUCUCACACGUCUGAGGAAUUCUGUGUGCCUGUCAUUACUGUAUCUCACACGAGUCUGAGGAAUUCUAUGUGCCUGUCAUUACUGUAUCUCACACGAGUCUGAGGAAUUCUGUGUGCCUGUCAUUACUGUAUCUCACACGAGUCUGAGGAAUUCUGUGUGCCUGUCAUUACUGUAUCUCACACGAGUCUGAGGAAUUCUGUGCGCCUGUCAUUACUGUAUCUCUUCAUGUUACCUACAUGGCGUCUUCCUUGGCCCAUAUCAUUCUUUUCAACAUGUGCCUGUGACAUUUUUUUUUUUGUUAAACUUGGCCAAACAUGCUGGCAUUAGCACUGUACUUUAAAUAAUAAUAAUAAUAAAAUAAAAUAAAAAAAAUCUAUUUAAAAGCUUUGUCUGUCUGUAUAAUAAUUAUUUACCUCCACAUGUACGAAGUGUAUUGUACUGUAAAAUAAAUGAACUUGGGUA
Messenger RNA from Acipenser ruthenus (sterlet), 7472 nucleotides. Its product is annotated as G protein-coupled receptor kinase 6-like. Bases 281 to 2008 code for a protein of 575 amino acids. The record is from RefSeq and is a predicted model, not a curated record. Gene Ontology annotation, cellular component: cytoplasm; plasma membrane. Lineage: Eukaryota; Metazoa; Chordata; Actinopteri; Acipenseriformes; Acipenseridae. Gene Ontology annotation, biological process: regulation of signal transduction; signal transduction; protein phosphorylation. Gene Ontology annotation, molecular function: G protein-coupled receptor kinase activity; ATP binding. The transcript has 16 exons.